AUGUCUGGGAAACACAAAGGACUUGUCGCAAGAGCCCAGGAGGUUGAGCCUUCGGUCAGAUGGACCCACUGCAGCAUACACAGAGAGGCGCUAGCGUGCAAGGACAUGCCCUCAGCGCUGAAGGAUGUCCUCGCACAAGCUGUAAAAAUUGUUAACUUUAUAAAGGCUCGACCACUGAACUCGCGCCUGUUUGCGGGGAUGUGCGAUGAAAUGGGCAGCGAACACAAGCACCUGCUCCUCCAUACAGAGGUGCGCUGGCUUUCCAGAGGGAAAGUCCUUGCUCGCCUGUACGAACUCCGCGAUGAAGCGCGAAUAUUUCUCUUGAACGCAUCGUCGAACCUCAGCGAGCUGUUACUCAACCCGUCUUGGUUGGCAAGCCUUGCAUACCUCACCCAAGCAGCAAAAUGCACUGAAAGUCGAGUGCAAUAG
This is a messenger RNA of Ornithodoros turicata, 429 nucleotides long. Its product is annotated as protein FAM200A-like. Lineage: Eukaryota; Metazoa; Arthropoda; Arachnida; Ixodida; Argasidae. The coding region runs from base 1 to 429 and encodes 142 amino acids. The record is from RefSeq and is a predicted model, not a curated record. The transcript has a single exon.